AUGAUACAUAUCUAUCUCUUCUUGGUGGGGAUACUGGGCCAUGACAAUAACAUCCUGGUAAGCGAGGUCAACAGCAACACAGACACCUUCAAGGUCAACAACAUGAUCCUGAAUAUCGAGAAAUCGGGGGCAUUUGAAAAGAAGAUAGGCCGCAAUCUAAAUAGUCCAGGGUAUGUGGUUCGGAGAGAAGGAAACGGGUUUGAAAUAGAGUUCUCUACAAGCAUGGUUAAUUUGAAGCUGAGCAGGAUAAGCCCGAACAAGAUCAAGGUGACCUACAACUCUAAGGAUAAGUCCGCAAGUGACACGUAUCUAGAGAUAUCGAUUAAGAACUGCGUGAUUAGGAGUUUUAAGAUAUUUGAUUUCUACAUGCUGAAGAAGGCACAGCUUAGCUCAAAACUAGACAUAAAAACAUGA
This is a messenger RNA of Encephalitozoon cuniculi GB-M1, 414 nucleotides long. RefSeq lists its product as uncharacterized. Lineage: Eukaryota; Fungi; Microsporidia; Unikaryonidae. Bases 1 to 414 code for a protein of 137 amino acids. The transcript has a single exon. The record is from RefSeq and is marked provisional.